GGCGGCGGCGGCGGCGGGCGCUGAAUGAGAGACGCCGACUGCUCGGGUCGCCGGGCGCUAGCCUAGGCGGCGGCGGCGACGGCGGCGACAACGAAGACUGAAGCCGGCGUUGUCUUUCCAUCCUUCGAGGCGACUGCCGCAGCUGCACAGGACUAAUAAUGUAUUUGUGGCCUUGGACGUGAAGCCAUCUAUCUUCUGUUGCUGUUAACAUAGCGUCAAGGACUGAUGUUGUGGGAAGCAUGGACCUAAUGAACGGGCAGGCAAGCAGUGUUAAUAUUGCUGCUCCUGCUUCCGAGAAAAGUAGCAGUUCUGAAUCAUUAAGUGACAAAGGUUCCGAACUGAAGAAAAGCUUUGAUGCGGUGGUGUUUGAUGUUCUUAAGGUUACACCAGAAGAAUAUGCGGGUCAGAUAACACUAAUGGAUGUUCCAGUAUUUAAAGCCAUUCAACCAGAUGAGCUUUCAAGUUGUGGAUGGAAUAAAAAAGAAAAAUAUAGUUCUGCACCAAAUGCCGUUGCCUUCACAAGAAGAUUUAAUCAUGUAAGCUUUUGGGUUGUUAGAGAAAUUCUUCACGCUCAGACAUUAAAAAUUAGAGCAGAAGUUUUGAGCCACUAUAUUAAAACCGCUAAGAAACUGUAUGAGCUGAAUAACCUUCAUGCACUUAUGGCAGUGGUUUCUGGCUUACAGAGUGCCCCAAUCUUCAGGUUGACUAAAACAUGGGCGUUACUAAGUCGAAAAGACAAAACUACGUUUGAAAAAUUAGAAUAUGUAAUGAGUAAAGAAGAUAAUUACAAAAGACUAAGAGACUAUAUAAGUAGCUUAAAGAUGACGCCUUGCAUUCCCUAUUUAGGUAUCUAUUUGUCAGAUUUAACGUACAUUGAUUCAGCAUACCCAUCCACUGGCAGCAUUCUAGAAAAUGAACAAAGAUCAAAUUUGAUGAAUAACAUCCUUCGAAUAAUUUCUGAUUUACAGCAGUCCUGUGAAUAUGAUAUCCCCAUGUUGCCUCAUGUCCAAAAAUAUCUGAACUCUGUUCAGUAUAUAGAAGAACUACAGAAGUUUGUGGAAGAUGAUAAUUACAAGCUUUCGUUAAAGAUAGAACCAGGGACAAGCACACCACGCUCUGCUGCUUCAAGAGAAGAUUUAGUAGGUCCUGAAGUAGGAGCAUCUCCACAAAGUGGAAGAAAAAGUGUGGCAGCUGAAGGAGCCCUGCUACCACAGACGCCGCCGUCCCCUCGGAACUUGAUUCCACAUGGACACAGGAAGUGCCAUAGCUUGGGCUAUAAUUUCAUUCAUAAAAUGAACACAGCCGAGUUUAAGAGUGCAACGUUCCCAAAUGCAGGGCCAAGGCAUCUAUUAGACGACAGCGUCAUGGAGCCCCAUGCACCAUCUCGAGGCCAAGCUGAAAGUUCUACUCUUUCUAGUGGAAUAUCAAUAGGUAGCAGUGAUGGUUCUGAACUAAGUGAAGAGACCUCAUGGCCUGCUUUUGAAAGUUCUGCAGAAUCAGAAGAUUUGGCAGUACAUUUAUAUCCAGGAGCUGUCACUAUUCAAGGUGUUCUCAGGAGAAAAACUUUGUUAAAAGAAGGCAAAAAGCCUACAGUGGCAUCAUGGACAAAGUAUUGGGCAGCUUUGUGUGGGACACAGCUUUUUUACUAUGCUGCCAAAUCUCUAAAAGCUACAGAAAGAAAGCAUUUCAAAUCAACAUCAAAUAAGAACGUAUCUGUGGUAGGAUGGAUGGUGAUGAUGGCUGAUGACCCAGAACACCCAGAUCUCUUCUUGCUGACUGACUCUGAGAAAGGAAACUCAUACAAGUUUCAAGCUGGCAACAGAAUGAACGCGAUGCUGUGGUUCAAGCAUUUGAGCGCAGCUUGCCAAAGCAACAAGCAGCAGGUUCCUACAAACUUGAUGACUUUUGAGUAGAAGCCUAAGAAAGAAGCAAGGUGAACUGUCACCCCUAAGAGUGAGGAGGUGACGCGAGCGCCAGCUAUGAGCCAGUUCUGGGCCACAAGGAGCCCAGAGGCUGCGUCUCAAGCCUUUGGAGUUCUGAACCAAAAAAGCACUAAUUUCAGGGAAUGAAGUGAGAUAUUCCCAGAGAACACAUUGGAGUCACUAAACAAACUGCCAUGGACCGCGCUGCUUUUCUCUGAACUGACCUGCGGAAACCACUGCCUUAAACGAACGAAAGGAAAACCAACAUGAAGCACCAAAUAGUGUGUGUGCGUCUUCUGGCGGUGCUGUGCUUGGAAUAGAUCGGAGCCCAUUUGCGUUUCUUUUAACUUUGUACUAAUUUUGGAGGGGGGAAUCUCCUUUUUUUAGACACACUUUAAAAAGGAAAACAUCUUUCUUAUGAGUUAUAUGAGGGGCUGGUUUAGUAAGGAGGUGUGAAGAUGCUCCGCCUGCCCCGGGGGGCUUCUCAGCUCCCGGUCAUCUGUAGCCUCCCCGGCUCUCCCACGGCAAGAGUUUCGGGAUUAGACAUGUUCAUAAUGUGAGUUGUUGGGGUUCGUUUGGGAUUGGGGGCGGGGGUUUUGAAUGAGGGGAGAUUUUUCUUAAACACUAAACUUCGGAAAUUGAGUUCUGGGUGGGGAGCGUCAUUUCCUGCAGGAGGCAUGAAGGCUGAGCGCUCCUAUUCCAGACACUCUUUUCAACUGGGCUCCAGAAAGCAUGGUUGUUUUUAACUGGGUUUAAAAUUUAGCCCUCUAUAUGAAUUCAUUGUUGGACCACAGAUCUGCUUAGGAAAGAACCGUAAUCCCAACCUAAACUUUUCUGAGAUUUUACAGUAAUUACAUUUUUUUUUCGAGUGAAUUGAAUUAUCCCUUCUACCAGUCACUGGUGACUUUUGUCGUCAAG
Odobenus rosmarus divergens (Pacific walrus) is the source of this 2840-nucleotide messenger RNA. RefSeq names its product Ral GEF with PH domain and SH3 binding motif 2 (gene RALGPS2). The transcript has 19 exons. Gene Ontology annotation, molecular function: guanyl-nucleotide exchange factor activity. Gene Ontology annotation, biological process: positive regulation of GTPase activity; Ras protein signal transduction. NCBI's taxonomy places the organism in Eukaryota, Metazoa, Chordata, Mammalia, Carnivora, Odobenidae. The record is from RefSeq and is a predicted model, not a curated record. Gene Ontology annotation, cellular component: plasma membrane. Bases 240 to 1913 code for a protein of 557 amino acids.